This is a messenger RNA of Echinops telfairi (small Madagascar hedgehog), 664 nucleotides long. It is a transcript of the gene CNBP, whose product is annotated as CCHC-type zinc finger nucleic acid binding protein. NCBI's taxonomy places the organism in Eukaryota, Metazoa, Chordata, Mammalia, Afrosoricida, Tenrecidae. The transcript is spliced from 5 exons. Gene Ontology annotation, biological process: positive regulation of cytoplasmic translation. The coding region runs from base 41 to 577 and encodes 178 amino acids. The record is from RefSeq and is a predicted model, not a curated record. Gene Ontology annotation, molecular function: single-stranded RNA binding; mRNA binding; translation regulator activity. Gene Ontology annotation, cellular component: cytoplasm.
GAGGUAGAUCCUACAAAAUAGAGGAAACCUAACUGCAGCCAUGAGCAGCAACGAAUGCUUCAAGUGUGGGCGCUCUGGCCACUGGGCCCGGGAAUGCCCUACUGGAGGAGGCCGCGGCCGCGGAAUGAGAAGCCGUGGCAGAGGUGGUUUUACCUCGGAUAGAGGUUUCCAGUUUGUGUCCUCGUCUCUUCCAGACAUCUGUUACCGUUGUGGUGAGUCUGGUCAUCUUGCCAAGGAUUGUGAUCUUCAGGAGGAUGAAGCCUGCUAUAACUGCGGUAGAGGUGGUCACAUUGCCAAGGACUGCAAGGAGCCCAAGAGAGAGAGAGAGCAGUGCUGCUACAACUGUGGCAAACCAGGCCACCUGGCUCGUGACUGUGACCACGCAGAUGAGCAGAAGUGCUACUCUUGUGGAGAAUUUGGACACAUCCAAAAAGACUGCACCAAAGUGAAGUGCUACAGGUGUGGUGAGACUGGUCAUGUAGCCAUCAACUGCAGCAAGACGAGCGAAGUCAACUGCUACCGCUGUGGCGAAUCAGGGCACCUUGCACGGGAAUGCACAAUUGAGGCUACAGCUUAAUUAUUUUCCUUUGUCGCCCCUCCUUUUUCUGAUUGAUGGUUGUAUUCUUUUCUCUGAAUCCUCUUCACUGGCCAGAGGUUGGCAGAU